AUGCCCCCACCAGUCGCACGACCGACCAAGCAGUACCCCAACUGGCCCACUCUCGCCCUCGUCUCCGCCGCGACGUGCGCGCUGACAGUCGCUGGCUUCCUCCUCGUGUUCGACCGCCGAAGUUUCCGACUGAAGCGCCGAUUCGGUCGCUAUCGCAGCCGCAAGCGCUUGAGCGAUAGUCGUCCGCGGUUUGGAACGUCCGACGUCGCGAUGUCAAAAGACGUGAUCUACUUGAACAACGCGAACGCUUGUCUUGACUACGUCGUGGGGGCUGGUGAUACGGACGAAUUCAGUGACGCCAAGUCUGUAGUCAAGCAGAUUUGUCUGGACUGGAGAGAUGCCGAGAACGACGAGAUUGCAGUCAAGAUCAUCGUCGGUGGCAUUACGAACCGCCUCUAUCGUCUACUGUGGCAAAACAAGUCGGUGCUCGUGCGUCUUUACGGGGACCACACAGAGGAGUUUAUUGACCGGGACGCUGAAAACGUGCUGUUUGCCUUGCUGUCGGAACGCGGCUUUGCCCCCACAUACUAUGGCCGCUUCAAGAACGGUCGCAUCGAAGGCUGGCUCGAUGCUAGGCCGUUGCUACCAGAGGAGAUGGGUCAGACGAAGCCCGUGAACUACGUGCAGAUGAUCGGAAGAGAACUUGGUGUCAUGCACGUUAUGGAUAUCCUAGAGGACCGUGCGCCUGUGUUGUGGACCAAGAUCGAGCGGUUCGAGAAGCUGGCGAUGGCGAUCAAGCUGGACGAUCCAGUCAAGAAUGCGGCGCUGCAGGAAGUAGACUUGGCCAAGUUGCAUCAGAAGUUGCAGUGGCUCAAAUCCGUGCUGCCCUCGAGCCAGAAUCGUAAUGGCAAGGACUUGUUGGACGUCCUCGACACGGACGCAAUUUCCGCACAGGCGGAAGCGUUUGCGUCGGACGUUGUCUUCUCUCACAACGAUUUGCUAAGCGGCAACAUCUUGCAUAACUCGGACUGGGAUCGCGUGCAGAUCAUUGACUACGAGUACGGUGGCUACAACUACCGCGCGUUUGACUUUGCCAACCACUUUUGCGAGAACUGUGGGUUUGAACUGGACCUGGCGCUUUACCCGAGCAUGGAAAAGCAGUUUGCGUUUUUCAAGGCUUACAUGAGCACGGCAGCGCCCAAUUUGCUGGCCGAACUGGAGACGAACCGCGAGUCCAAGGCCUUUUUCCACGCGCUCUACGACGUGGUGAACCGUUACGCGCUUGCGUCACAUCUCUUCUGGGGCUACUGGGCCGUCGUCCAAGCAGCUCACUCAACGAUCGACUUUGACUUUCUCGCGUACGCGGCCAAGCGCUUCAACACGUUUGACGUCCACCGGGAUGUGUUCUUCAGCUCCAAUUAA
This is a messenger RNA of Hyaloperonospora brassicae, 1362 nucleotides long. Lineage: Eukaryota; Oomycota; Peronosporomycetes; Peronosporales; Peronosporaceae. The record is from the annotation of a GenBank genome assembly.